Drosophila ananassae is the source of this 2328-nucleotide messenger RNA. Its product is annotated as mitochondrial carrier homolog 2. The record is from RefSeq and is a predicted model, not a curated record. The transcript has a single exon. Lineage: Eukaryota; Metazoa; Arthropoda; Insecta; Diptera; Drosophilidae. Bases 223 to 1581 code for a protein of 452 amino acids.
AUCCAAGCAGUCGAGGCUCAUAAGUUCAACAGCUAGAUGUGUGUUCAGUGCCAUUACUAUUCCAUCUUAAAAAGAAUUCGGUUCGAUCCACAGUUCGUUCGACUAAAUUCGAGUUUUUGGCUUUUCUAGCAACAGAAAUAAAGUGCGAGUGUGAGACAGACAUCGAAGAGUGUGGGGAGUGAGGAGAGGUAAAGAGCAGCAGCAAGAUUCUUCGGAGCAGGAAUGGCCCACAUGGAGUUCAACCGACAGGACUCGCGCAUGGGUUUCGGCGGCGGGGAUGCGGACAACAGUCUGAUCCGGCGCCACCGCAACGAGCCGCCGCACGUCUUCGACCCAGAAUUCGAGGAGGAGGAGGAGGAGCUGCAUCGCGCCCAGCCCCGGGUGGGGAUAGUCGAGUACCCGCCCGUCCAGUUGAUUGACAUCGAAGAGCCCUUGCCGCGUCCCGAGCGUGUUGAGCGACCCAGCCGCACUCGGCACCGUGCAUCCAGACGGGCCCGUGAUCCCGCGCGGGAACGGGUCUUGAUAUCUGUGCCCUGUGUUAUACCGACGCCGAGGAGCAACCAGCGCAUGAUUCCUGGCUCCCAAAUGAUCUGCGAGACGCAGCCGGAGCCCCUGGUCCGGCGCGCGGGCGGCAGUGUCGAUCGGAGCACUGACUACGCCCGGGAGCGAAAUGCGCCCCUUGAGAUCAUCCGAUUUGCUCUCAGACUGGGCUACAACGCCCUCCUCUACCCAUACGAGUUUGCCAAGAUCCUCAUCCAGCUGGGUCACGAGCCGCUCCAGGCCAGGCCCUACACUUGGCCGUUCAUCAACAACCGACCUCACCUCUACCUGCCGGGCGUUCACCAGUACGUCCAGCACAUUCAGCAGGUGGACGGCUUCCGCGGUCUCUACCGCGGAUUAACUGCACGGCUGGUUUCCAGUGCGAUCGAUUACUUGCUAGGGGACAUUCUGCUGCACGUCCUUCGACUGAAGCCGUUCCGCCGCGACGGCCCGUCGUGCCGUUGUCCGCCCGGAGGGAAGGAGUUCCUCUAUAAUCUGUUCCGCGACAGCAUUCGCCUGGUGACCGCCGUACUCCUGACGCAGCCCUUCCACGUGAUCAUGAUCCGCCAGAUGGCCCAGUUCGUGGGCCGGGAGACCAUCUACGAAGGCCUCGCCGGCAGCCUGAUGACCCUUGUCAACAACGACGGCUGGCUCGGCCUGUACGCCGGCGUGGCGCCCCGCUUCCUCAGCGAGUGGCUCGUCCUGGUGGUGACCAGUUCGAUGAGCCACUUCUGUCGCCGCUUCAUCCGCCUGAAUCGCGUGCAGCAGCAGUACAACGCCGUGCUCAUCCAGAUGGCCGCCAGCCUCCUCGUCUAUCCCCUGGAGGUCACCGGCUCCUGCAUGGCCUGCACGGGGGCGCCUCUAGUGGCCUGCGAGCCUCCGAGGAUGCCGCUCUACAACCACUGGGCAGACUGCCUGACCGACCUGUAUGCCAGAGGUGGACACAACCGAGGGGCUUUGCUGUUCUGGCGCACCAUACCUCGGAUUCAGAUGCAGCGCCGCCAGCUGGAGGCUCCGCGAGCCAUCCUGAGGGCGGCCUAGAGUCCUGGAGGAGGAGUGACUGGGAAGUGGGUGUUGUAGAUUGGGGAACGUGCACGUCGAAAUUGUGGAGUGGAGGAAGGAUGUUGUAGAACGAUGUUUGGAAAAGCAAAGACUAGAAGAAAGAAGACGAAAGACUGAAUUCGGAGCAGCCUGAAACUGAAGACCAAGAAGGCCUCGAGGAAUAUACGAGAGAGCAGCAAGCAUAGAGAUUAGGAGGGAAGAGAAUAGGACUAGGAGUCGAGAAGUCAAAAUUUAAAAGUGUCUCAACAGAGUUUCGAACGGUACAAGCGGAUGUUCCCAGGACAUGAGAACAGACUGAGCUAGUGGUCUGUGCAGUGCUCUAAGGACAUAGCUAACGUAAUGACUGUAAGUGUAAAGUAAAUGUAAAGGACAUCCGAAGACUGAUAAGCCACAAGGACACUAGCUCUCGGACGCGUGAAACUCAUAGACGAAAAAAAAAAAACAGAAAAUACUUCAAACAUAUUUAAACAACUGUUGGAAGAGUUAGUUAUAUUGUUUAGGAGUUUAGGCAGCAUCUACGGACUUGCGCCGGAGGAUAAAUGCAAACAAGGAUACACGAAGAACAAGGAUACACAGAAAGCAAGGAUAAACGGAUAUGGAAGGCUCUCGCCUUCCGAAACAAUUUGGCUCAAGGAUUUGGCUCGAUUUCAACGUCUUCUGAAUUCAAAAUCCACAGUCUUUAAUUUUCGGCUAGUAGGCGUAAUAAACCGUACGGUAGUGCGCUAA